Molecule: messenger RNA, 1314 nt
Organism: Fusarium falciforme
Lineage: Eukaryota; Fungi; Ascomycota; Sordariomycetes; Hypocreales; Nectriaceae
Exons: 4
Coding region: 1-1314 (437 amino acids)
Source: RefSeq, a predicted model, not a curated record
AUGGUCGGAUCGCUUGUCCCCAAGAAUCUAUGGCACCCGGAUCGCCAGGGAGGAGGAAGUCCUGGGCGAGAGCGGGACAAAGAUCCUGUUCGGUAUGGCCUCAACUCGUUGGACGACUCUGUCAUUGGACAGGCUGUCGUGAUGCUGAGGUUCAUCAAGACCGGAGCAGAAAAGGGCGGUAAUGGCUUCUUCGUCAAUAUUCCAGGCCAGGAUAAAGCCGUCAUCUUCACGGCUGGCCAUAACCUGAUAGACGAAAACGGCCAUCGAACCACACAGCUUAGAGCCUGGUGGAAGGGCGUCGGGACCGGUUGGGUUGACAUAGCCGAGAAGGACACACAUAUCAGCAAAGUCUUCUCGAGCAAACCCACCGAGGCGUCCGCAAUAGACGACUUUGGCAUCAUCCUGAUCCCCAAGAAUAGCAACCCUCCCCCACCCAAGACUGCCUUUGGCUUUGCCCUCCGCCUUGCUGAGGAGGAGAGGAUUGAGGGUGUUUGCAACAUCUCAAGCUACUUGACGACGGCCAGGAAGGACGAUCCCGCAACCCGCAGUACAGGACAGUUUGUGAAUCCCAUCCUGAAGCAGCACCAGCUUGAGUACCUGACAACGACUGAGGCGGGCGUGAGUGGCUCAGUCGUCUGGACGGGCUACAACGGCAAGCCAGUAGCUGUGGCCAUACAUAACUACGGGCCGAAGCGCAAGAGCCCCAAAUAUGGGAGCCGUGGCUCUCGCAUCGAUAUGAAGAUGAUGCGGGAGAUCAUGGAGUGGACUGGUGUGUACAAGCGAGCCGUCGCAAUCCUGGCUCAGCCAACGAAGAAGAGUCAGCCUAGUCCCACGUACCCGCUCUGCUUGAGCUGGUCCGAGACUGACAAGAUUCUCCGUGUCCACGUGCAAGACGACACUGAGCCCAUCCCGACCGAGGCCGUCUUCGAGGCUCUGCCGGUCUAUUCUUCGGCCAUGCUACUCGGCGAUGACCCCAAGGUAGAGUACGGGUUCGCACAGCCAGACAAGAGGCCCAGUGCUAGCAAGGAUGCCCUCCGAUGGAUCUCGUGGAACGUGGAAAGGGACUCGGCCAGCUUCGCCAGCUCCCUCGGCAGAGCACGCCUCGCGCGGUGGGAGGUCAAGGGUAAGACGGCACUUAUUGCGCUCAACUGGCAGGACUCCAUCGCUGAGGUUGUCGUCCGCACCGACGACGGCAUCGUCAAGCCGUGGGAGCUUGAGUUCCCUGACAGCGAUUACUCGGGUGUCGCGUACCAGAAGCGUGCGUUUGGUACCUUCAAGAAUUCUUACAACAGGUUCAUCCUGCAGGGUGUGUGA